This is a messenger RNA of Microtus ochrogaster (prairie vole), 1525 nucleotides long. RefSeq names its product DAZ associated protein 1 (gene Dazap1). NCBI's taxonomy places the organism in Eukaryota, Metazoa, Chordata, Mammalia, Rodentia, Cricetidae. Gene Ontology annotation, molecular function: mRNA binding. Gene Ontology annotation, biological process: regulation of translation. The record is from RefSeq and is a predicted model, not a curated record. Gene Ontology annotation, cellular component: cytoplasm.
CCGUUGGCGCGGAGGGAGGAGGCUCAGCGCCGCCGCCGUUGCGCAGAUCCGGGCCUCGGCCGCGGGGAGGGACGAGCGGUGACCUUCCGGAGGAGCGGGGCGCAGCGGGCCGGGACGGGGCGCCAUGAACAGCGCGGGCGCCGACGAGAUCGGGAAGCUCUUUGUGGGUGGCCUGGACUGGAGCACCACUCAAGAGACUCUGCGCAGCUACUUUUCCCAGUAUGGCGAGGUUGUGGAUUGUGUCAUCAUGAAAGAUAAAACCACCAACCAAUCUCGAGGCUUCGGGUUUGUCAAGUUUAAAGACCCCAAUUGUGUGGGGACAGUGCUGGCCAGCAGACCACACACCCUGGAUGGCCGGAAUAUUGACCCGAAGCCAUGCACACCUCGGGGGAUGCAGCCAGAGCGAACGCGGCCCAAGGAGGGCUGGCAGAAAGGACCCAGGAGCGACAGCAGCAAAUCCAACAAGAUCUUUGUGGGGGGCAUUCCCCACAACUGCGGUGAGACGGAGCUCAGGGAAUACUUCAAGAAGUUCGGAGUGGUCACCGAGGUAGUCAUGAUCUAUGAUGCAGAGAAGCAGCGACCUCGAGGUUUUGGAUUUAUUACUUUCGAGGACGAACAAUCAGUGGACCAGGCUGUCAACAUGCAUUUUCACGACAUCAUGGGCAAAAAAGUGGAGGUUAAACGAGCUGAACCUCGGGACAGCAAAAACCAAGCACCAGGACAGCCAGGAGCCAGCCAGUGGGGCAGCCGCGUGGCACCCAGUGCAGCCAACGGCUGGGCAGGACAGCCCCCCCCCACAUGGCAGCAAGGUUAUGGCCCACAAGGAAUGUGGGUGCCAGCAGGACAGGCCAUUGGUGGCUACGGCCCACCUCCUGCGGGCAGAGGAGCCCCACCCCCGCCCCCGCCCUUUACAUCCUACAUUGUAUCUACACCGCCUGGAGGCUUCCCCCCACCACAGGGCUUCCCACAGGGCUAUGGUGCCCCGCCACAAUUCAGUUUUGGCUAUGGGCCUCCGCCCCCACCUCCUGAUCAGUUCGCCCCUCCAGGGGUCCCUCCUCCACCUGCUACCCCAGGAGCUGCCCCACUGGCCUUCCCGCCACCUCCGUCUCAGGCAGCCCCUGACAUGAGUAAACCCCCAACAGCCCAGCCGGACUUCCCCUAUGGUCAGUAUGCAGGUUACGGGCAGGACUUGAGUGGCUUCGGUCAGGGCUUCUCGGACCCCAGCCAGCAGCCACCCUCCUAUGGGGGCCCCUCGGUGCCGGGCUCAGGGGGUCCCCCUGCUGGUGGCAGCGGCUUCGGACGCGGGCAGAACCACAACGUGCAGGGCUUCCACCCCUACCGGCGCUAGUGCAGGAUCCGGAACUGGUGAACUCGUGACAAUCACACACUCGGAGCAAAAUAAACGACCAUUCGACCUGGGGGGGUGGGGGCGGGCUGCGAAGGCCGCAUCUGGACUGAGGUUUUAAAUAUAUUUCUUUUCUCUGACCCAUCAGCACAAUAAAAACACGUCACUGGUUCAACAACA